UUUGGCACUUCCGGCAGUUUCCCAGAAGCGGAAGUUUAGCAACGCGUCACACGUGUUUAGUGAAACUGGGGGAAAAAUGGCGAAAAACAGCAAAUUAAAGCAGAACUCAAAGUUUAAAAGUGGAGCGAAACAGAAGCAGCGUAAAUGUGUGCUGAUGUUUGAUGAUAAAGACAGACAGGAUUUCCUGACGGGUUUCCACAAGAGGAAGCUGGAACGCCGGAGAGCAGCACUGGAGGAGAUGAGGAGCAAACUGAAGGAGGAGCAGAAGCGCGUCAGAGAGGAGAGACACAAAGAGUAUCUGAAGAUGCUGCUGGAGCGCCGCCAGGCUCUGGAUGAGGAGGACGAGCUGGAGGACGUGAUCACGGCCACGACGGAGAGCGUUCAGUACGAUCACCCCAACCACACGGUCACCGUGACGACCAUCAGCGACCUCGACCUAUCGGCCGGCAGAAUGCUGGAUCCGCAGAGAGAGGAGCAGAACGACGAGGAGAAGACCAAAGCCCUCCCCAAGGUCGCCGGAAACCCACUGCUGUCCAAGAAGAUCCAGACCCUCACGGCGUCCCUCAACAGCCUCACUAAACAGAAGAGCAACAAACGAAGGUCCAAAAAGGAAAUGAGGCGCAGAAGCCGUCAGAGCGACAGGAAGUCGUCAUCAGCGCAAGACAACAAGCUCCGUCAGGGCAAGAGCACCAAAGCGCAGAGACGCAGACAAACGGGCCGGAACGAGCGCCAUCAGGACUGACGAACGGCAGACUCGCGACUGACGCGUCAAUUCACGAACUCUCGCCGUGUGUGUGUGUGUGUGUGUGUUUACAUGUUGAUUCUUUAUACGGACAUUAAAAAAGAAACAUUUCAAGCUACAGUGUCAAACUCUCAUUCACACACUAGGCCUGUUCACAAUGAGUAUUAAUUCAGGAAACGUCAUCAUUCCUUUAUAUCUCUCAUUAGCAACUACGGUUAAAAACAUGAAUGCGUUCACUCAUCCAUAAACAUAAACAUGAUAGAUCCAAGUUCCAUGAUUUCAAUCCUU
Messenger RNA from Pimephales promelas (fathead minnow), 1030 nucleotides. The record is from RefSeq and is a predicted model, not a curated record. Lineage: Eukaryota; Metazoa; Chordata; Actinopteri; Cypriniformes; Leuciscidae.